Acomys russatus (golden spiny mouse) is the source of this 2844-nucleotide messenger RNA. It is a transcript of the gene Ppp1r13l, whose product is annotated as protein phosphatase 1 regulatory subunit 13 like. Gene Ontology annotation, molecular function: transcription factor binding. NCBI's taxonomy places the organism in Eukaryota, Metazoa, Chordata, Mammalia, Rodentia, Muridae. Gene Ontology annotation, biological process: regulation of transcription by RNA polymerase II; positive regulation of cell differentiation. The record is from RefSeq and is a predicted model, not a curated record. Bases 178 to 2649 code for a protein of 823 amino acids. The transcript is spliced from 13 exons.
CUGCGGGACACGCCCCCCUCCAGUCAGAGUCACUUCGUCUAACCUGUUCCCCCGCGACUGCCCCGCCCGGUCCUCCGCUCCCCGCAGCUGGAGCCGGAGCCGGAGCCGGAGGAAAAGCCCCCCGGUGCCAGGAUCUGCCCCGACGCGCAGGCACCCUGCUCUGGCCCGCCCGGCACCAUGGACAGCGAAGCAUUCCAGUGUGCGAGGGACCUUCUGGAUCUGAACUUCCAGUCGCUGGCCAUGAAGCACAUGGACCUGAAACAGAUGGAGCUGGACACCGCCGCCGCCAAAGUGGACGAACUGACCAAACAGUUAGAGUCCUUGUGGUCAGACUCGCCAGCACCUGCUGGCACACAGGCUGGACCCCCCUCUAGGAUGUCCAGGUACAGCACAAGCCCUGUCCCCGAGCAUUUUGGCAGCAGAGGGUCCCCGCAGAAGAUAGCCACCGACGGCACAGAGUCCCGUUUUGGACGCUCGGAGAGUGCCCCGACCCUGCACCCCUACAGCCCUUUGUCCCCCAAAGGCAGGCCGUCCUCGCCGCGUACACCCAUCUACCUGCAGCCCGAUGCUUACAGCACUCUGGAUCGGGCACCAUCGCCCAGACCGCGCGCCUUCGACGGGGCGGGCAGUCCCCACGGCCGUGCACCGUCCCCGCGGCCGGCGACGGGCCCGGUGCGACAGCCAGGACCCCCGAUGCCCUUCGACUACCUGGGCCGUGCAGGAUCCCCCCGGGGCAGCCCCCUAGCUGAGGGGCCUCAGGCCUUCUUCCCAGAGCGCGGACCUUCCCCACGUCCACCUGCUGCAGCAUAUGAUGUGCCAGCCGCAUUCGGGAGCCCCCUGCUGGGCGCGGGUGGCAGUGCCUUCGCCCCGCCGCUUCGAGCGCAAGACGACUUGACGCUAAGGCGGAGGCCCCCAAAAGCCUGGAAUGAAUCUGACCUGGAUAUAGCCUACGAGAAAAAGUCUUCACAGACAGCGAGCUAUGAACGACUGGAUGUCUUCACACGGCCUGCUUCGCCGGGCCUGCAGCUCUUACCCUGGAGAGAGAGCAGCCUGGACGGGCUGGGAGCCAGUGGCAAGGACAACCUCACCAGUGCCACGUUGCCACGCAAUUACAAGGUGUCGCCGCUGGCCAGUGACAGGCGUUCUGACAAUGUCAGCUACCGCCGCUCUAUGGGCUCCACAGGGCCCUCAGGCACUUUGCCCCGAAGCUGGCAACCCGUCAGCCGCAUCCCCAUGCCCCCCUCCAACCCCCAGCCCCGCAGCGCCCCGCGCCAGCGCCCCAUCCCCCUCAGCAUGAUCUUUAAGCUCCAGAACGCUUUCUGGGAACAUGGAGCCAGCCGGGCUGUGCUCCCGGGAUCAUCCAUCUUCUCCCGAGCACCCCCACCUAAGCUGCCUCCCCAACCACCCACGCAGCCCCAGCUGCAGCCCCAACCCCAGCCUCAGGUGCCCCCCCAGUCCCAGGCCCAACCUCAGACUCCAGCACCCCAACAGACUUGGCCGCCAAUGAAUGAAGGCCUCCUCAAAUCUCCUGCCGAGCUGGAGCCGGAGCCUGAGCUAGAGGGCCUGUUGUUGGCUCCGGUGCUCGAGGCUGGGGAUGCCGACGAGGGCACCGUCGCUCGGCCUCUCAGCCCCACCAGGCUGCAGCCGGCGCUGCCACCCGAAGCACAGGCCGUACCUGAGCUGGAGGAGGUCGCCCGAGUGCUGGCAGAGAUUCCCCGACCCCUCAAACGCAGAGGCUCCAUGGAGCAGAGCCCAGCCGUGGCCCUGCCCCCCACCCACAAAAAACAAUACCAACAGAUCAUCAAUAGACUCUUCCAUCGGCAUGGCGGCCCAGGGCCUGGGGGCCCUGAGCCGGAGCUCUCCACCAUCACAGAGGGAUCUGAGGCCAGGGCAGGGCCGCCUGCUCCUGCUCCACCAGCUCCCAUCCCACCCCCGGCCCCAACCCAGAUCAGCCCUCCAGAGCAACCCCAAAGCAUGGAGAUGCGCUCCGUACUGCGCAAAGUGGGGUCCCCACGCAAGGCCCGGCGCGCUCGACUCAACCCACUGGUGCUGCUGUUGGAUGCAGCGCUGACUGGGGAGCUGGACGUGGUACAGCAGGCGGUGAAGGAGAUGAACGACCCAAGCCAGCCCAACGAGGAGGGCAUCACCGCCCUGCACAAUGCCAUCUGUGGGGCUAACUAUCCCAUCGUGGAUUUCCUCAUCGCCGCGGGCGCCAACGUCAACUCCCCCGACAGCCAUGGCUGGACACCACUGCACUGUGCGGCUUCCUGCAAUGACACUGCCAUCUGCACCGCACUGGUGCAGCACGGUGCUGCCAUCUUUGCCACCACACUCAGUGAUGGCGCCACCGCCAUCGAAAAGUGCGACCCCUACCGCGAGGGCUAUGCGGACUGUGCCACCUACCUGGCAGACGUUGAGCAAAGCAUGGGCCUGAUGCACAAUGGGGUUGUGUACGCACUAUGGGACUACAGCGCCGAGUUCGGGGACGAGCUGUCUUUCCGCGAGGGCGACUCGGUUACUGUGCUGCGGAGGGACGGGCCAGAGGAGACCGACUGGUGGUGGGCCGCGCUGCACGGCCAGGAGGGCUACGUGCCACGCAACUACUUCGGGCUCUUCCCUAGAGUGAAGACUCAGAGAAGCAAAAUCUAGCAGGAAUGAAGGAGAAACUUGUAAGCCGGGGUGCCUUCCACCAGACCUGCCCCAUCCACCUCCUGCACCCUAAUCUCCAGAGGGGCUCUGGCCUGCACCGGAAGUUCUCUGCUUCUCCACAGGCUUAAGGGAGGGCAGCCCCAGACUGACAAUUAGGAAGCAGCCUUAAGCAUUGGGGUGAGGUGGGGCUAGAGA